Messenger RNA from Papilio polytes (common Mormon), 1400 nucleotides. It is a transcript of the gene P32, whose product is annotated as complement component 1 Q subcomponent-binding protein, mitochondrial. The transcript has 6 exons. Gene Ontology annotation, cellular component: mitochondrial matrix. NCBI's taxonomy places the organism in Eukaryota, Metazoa, Arthropoda, Insecta, Lepidoptera, Papilionidae. Bases 113 to 973 code for a protein of 286 amino acids. The record is from RefSeq and is a predicted model, not a curated record. Gene Ontology annotation, biological process: cytosolic ribosome assembly.
CCCGGUGUGAAAAAGAAAACGACAUUCGGCAAACUGGUCGAUUUAGUUCUUUUUGGCAUUAUUUGAUUUAAAAUAAACCUAUUUUAGGAAGUAAUAUAGUAACAUCUUAAAAAUGAAUGGUUUAGUGAAAACAACGCAAAGAGUUAUCCAAACUUGUGUUAAAAAUGCCAGCAUAACCAGCGCCUUGGUGUCCCGGACACAAGCUCCUGUAAAACGUGACUUCACAAGAGGGAUAUGGCACAUGAGCUGUUCCAGUCGUUUGGGAGGGUCUACAGCUAGCAAUAUAUUGCAUAACCACUCCAACACUUGCAGUUGCGGUUGUGGUCUAAAGGCGUUACACACAAAAGACCAAGAAACUCCGCAAUCAAAACGUAAAGCCCUCGGUGAAAGAGAAUUAGUUGAGUUCCUGACUGAGGAGAUUGUGGCAGAACGUAAAGCACAAAAACUGAAAACUAUCCCCACAGAGGUGGAAGGUUUCCAAGUCAAGGGAGAUGGUGCUGAGGUGGUCCUUACUAAGCAGCUUAAAGAUGAAAUUGUUAAAAUCACAUUUAAUGUGAACCACACAGUUGACUCGGAGGACUUUGGUGAAGGAGAGGUGCAAACUGAGAAACAGGAAUUCACAGAGAUGCGAUCCAAGCCUCAAUUUGAAGUUGAUUUAGUGCGAGGAGAUACUACUUUAGGAUUCACAUGCUCUUUCCUACAGGAACCUCCAGCAGCUGGUGAUGAAUACAAUGAUGUCUUCGGUAUUGAUGAGGUGACACUGUACAAGGGAGAGUGGUCGGAGAAGGUGUAUGCUGUAGCUGGAGAUGUACUAGAUGGGUACUUAUAUGACCUGCUGAUGAAUUUACUAGAAGAGAAGGGAGUUGGCAACGAGUUUGUACAGAAGCUGUCAGAUUUCAGCACUGCAUAUGAGCACUCGGCAUACAUUGCAAUGCUCGAGGGCAUCUCGCAGUUCACCAUUGGCAAGAAGUAAACAUGCUACACCAAAGGAAUGCUAAAAACUAUGGUAAUGCUGACACACUUUAGUGAUACGAAACUAUUGUCUAAUUCAGUUUUGGCAGAUUUUUAAAUGAUUCAUAAUUUUAUGACUUGUUUUAACUUGGAUAAAGUAAUUUCAAUAUUUCUUCCAUUAAGGGUUUUAUGUUUUUAUCAGAUUUAAUUUCAUUUAUGUCAAAAUAUGAAAUUUGCAUUUAUGAUGUUUAUAUAGACUUGUACAGGGUUAUUUUUAUUUGCCUAUUUUGUGUUUCUUAUCACCAAAGUGUUGGUAAUUAAGUUGUAUGGAAGAGAGAUAUUGAGUUCAUAGGAUGGCUAGCUUUAAAUAGUACACAUUUGUGUUUGUUGGAAAAUGUUUAGUUAGUAAUUUUUAAUUAGUUCUGAAUAAAUAUUAUUAUAGUACAAAA